This is a messenger RNA of Penicillium canescens, 1569 nucleotides long. RefSeq names its product FAD-binding oxidoreductase. The transcript has 4 exons. Lineage: Eukaryota; Fungi; Ascomycota; Eurotiomycetes; Eurotiales; Aspergillaceae. Bases 1 to 1569 code for a protein of 522 amino acids. The record is from RefSeq and is a predicted model, not a curated record. Gene Ontology annotation, molecular function: oxidoreductase activity; FAD binding.
AUGAAAGGAUUAUUAAAUCUUGCUCUUGUCGGACUAGCCUUCGCCAGUUCCGGCUCGGAUUCUAGCUGCCGUUGCAGACCCCACCAGAGUUGCUGGCCUGUUGAGCAGGAAUGGUCUGCCCUUAACAGCUCCGUCCAGGGAAACUUACAGGCAACACAACCAGUCGCCGCCACCUGUCACGAAGGCAACAAAAAAGCCUGUGCGGCUAUCACCCAACAAUGGACCAAUUCCACCUGGCGAACAACCCAGCCAGGAGCCGUGCAAUGGGAAAACUGGGAGACACGACCCGAACUCAACGAGAGCCGCCGCCUUGAGACUCCCAAGGCGACCUGUGGCCAGGGAAGGAUUUCCUUGUACUCUGUCCUGGCGAAGUCUGCUCCCACAUCCAAGCAGCAGUUCGAUCUUCACAUACUGGUUGAAGAGCAUUACAUUCACCGACGAGUUCAGGCCCGCGGGAACUCCAAAGAGCGAGGCCCUGCUGUCACUAUCGGUGCAGGCAUCAAUCUGAUAGAACUUUAUGCUGCUGUGGGAAAGAAGGGUCGAACCGUUGUUGCUGGGACUUCGCACACCGUUGGUGCAGCAGGAGGGUAUAUCCAGGGAGGCGGCCAUUCGUUAAUGGGCCCCUGGAAGGGCAUGGCCGCUGAUAACGUGCUAGAGUUUCAAGUUGUGACCGCCAAUGGUACUCUCGUCACCGCAAACAGCCACCAAAACCCCGACCUUUUCUGGGCACUUCGAGGCGGAGGUGGAGGAACCUUUGGUGUUAUUGUCAGUGCCACCCUACGCACGUUUGACGAGGCUCCCGUUACUAUGGUCAACCUCAACGUCAGCACCGUCGCCCAAAACCCUGGUUUCUGGGGGGCCAUGACUGACUUCCACCCCGCCAUCCCAUCCCUAAAUGACGCUGGUGCUAGUGGAUAUUACUUUAUCUCACCCAACGUGCCGUUCAAGAAUAUGGAGGUCUCAAGGCUUUCCAUCCUCCUGUUUUCCCCAAAUCAGACCAACGUUGCAAAGACCGAUAAGCUUGUUGCGCCACUGCAAUGGAAGCUGAACGGAACAGUUGGUCUAAUUACUGAAUACGCCACUAUCCCCUUCCCGACCAUCCAUUCACUGCUCUCGGGUUUGCUCAUUAGAGGAAACAUGGACCCAACCGGCCAGAGCGUGAUCCUAGGCUCAAGACUAUUCUCGCUUGCUGGGGGUGCUAUCGCGAAGAAUGCAGAGUCUGUCGACAACGGUAUAAAUCCUGCCUGGAGAAAGGCCGCUACUCAUAUGUACUUCGCUCGCUACUGGGCGCCAAAUGCCACCCUCGCUCAGCAGCAAGAUGUGAUCCGCAAUAUGGCUGAGGUUGGCAUGCCUAUCCUUAAAGAUGUUGAGGGCUGCAAGAUGGGAGCAUACUUGAAUGAGGCAAAUGCAUACGAACCAGAUUUCCAGAACGAAUUUUGGGGUAGCAAUUAUCCUCGUCUCUAUGAGAUCAAGCAAAAGUGGGAUCCUAAUGGACUUUUCAUUGCUCGGAAGGGUGUGGGAAGUGAAGAUUGGGAUGAUGCCAGGCUCUGCCGCAUUAAAAAGAAGUAG